AUCCACCGGUUCUAUAUUGUUCAAAUACAACAUAAGCUUUUAACAAUUUUUUAACAACUUGUCACCACCACAUUUAGCAAUAAUUCAAUAGUUAAAAAUCUAUAUUACAAAUUUCGACCCACUUAUUGUUAACGUGAGAGGUGAUAAUGGCGAAGCAUCAUCCGGAUUUGAUUUUCUGCAGGAAGCAACCUGGUGUUGCGAUUGGACGACUGUGUGAGAAAUGUGACGGAAAAUGUGUGAUUUGCGACUCUUACGUGAAGCCGUGCACAUUGGUCAGGAUCUGCGACGAGUGUAACUACGGCUCGUACCAGGGUCGCUGCGUUAUUUGCGGAGGACCAGGAGUUUCAGACGCCUACUACUGCAAGGAGUGCACCAUCCAGGAGAAAGAUAGAGAUGGAUGCCCAAAAAUUGUUAACUUGGGAAGUUCCAAAACCGACUUGUUCUACGAGCGAAAAAAAUAUGGAUUCAAGAAGAGAUGAGCUACCAGUACCAGUAUCUGGUCAGAAGCGCAUUUUCUUAAUUUGUGUAUCGUAUAUCAGCAUCUCAAAAUAUUCCUUGUAUAACACUUUUCUACUCGAAUUUCUGUCAUGUGUGCAGUCUAUAUAAUGCCAGAAAUUUUGUUGUUAUAAGAAAUUUCUAGCAUUUGAAUAAUUUCAUUUUGUAUUUCCCAAUAAAUGUAAAUGUUUCAUAGUACUUACGACUAAAUAAUUAAGUAAACACAUUUAAUUGCAAAGUGUUAUCCGAACACUCAAGCGUAAAAGAAAAAUUACAUGAAAAAAUAAUUAUUGUGAUUGUUAGAUGAGUUGAAUUAGCCCUGAGGAAGGCAAUGUGUAUUUGUUGAAAGCUUGGUGAAGCAAAAUUAAACUGUAAAGCCUAUCAAAAAGCCCUUCUAGACUAUUUCAAAAGAUUUUUAUCAAUACCGAGAGGAUGAAAAGAAGCCAUAAGUACCUAGUUAUUUGUCAACAAGCGUAUAGGCGUAUGCUAUUAUAAAAUUUAUACAUAGAUAUCUGGACUUCAGUUCACGUAAUGGUUAAAAGUGUUCAAAUCUUAAAAGGAAUCAUAUAUAAGUAAUUAUUACUAUUGUGCAUUGGCCAUCUAUGUAAAUAAAUACUCUCAAACUCGA
Folsomia candida is the source of this 1123-nucleotide messenger RNA. It is a transcript of the gene Phf5a, whose product is annotated as PHD finger-like domain-containing protein 5A. The transcript has 3 exons. The coding region runs from base 147 to 479 and encodes 110 amino acids. Gene Ontology annotation, cellular component: precatalytic spliceosome; U2 snRNP; catalytic step 2 spliceosome. The record is from RefSeq and is a predicted model, not a curated record. Lineage: Eukaryota; Metazoa; Arthropoda; Collembola; Entomobryomorpha; Isotomidae. Gene Ontology annotation, biological process: mRNA splicing, via spliceosome.